CAAAGAGUGACAUCUUGAGGCUGUUGUAACCCUCGAAACUGUGCUCCACCUACCUGCAAACUGUUGCUCUCUCUCAAACUGUUGCUCUCUCUCUCUCUCUCUCUCUCUCUCUCUCUCUCUCUCUCUCUCUCACUUCAGUAGAAAUGCAGCAGAGCUUGAUCUGACUUGUCCAGCCUGCCGCUGAAAGUACCUUCUUGCUCUCCGGGACUUAUUUGGGUGCUUUUCACACACUGCGAUAUGGCAAUUUCUAUGUCUCUCCAGGGUCUGGGGCUCAUCAUACUCGCAGCAGUCCUCCUCCAGACCAUCGCAGUUGCCGUCAGUUUUAUGUAUUUCAACAAAGUCCUGAACACGAUGCAGGAGAGCUUCUCUCGGAGCAGCGUGUCCUGUCUGAUGAACGCAAAUAUGCGCUUCGAGUACGAAGAUUCAACAGCCGAGGACAAGAAGAGUGACCCCUGCUGGCAAGUCACGCAACAGCUCCACUACCACAUUGAAAAGACGAUGACAGACAGAUUCCAGAAGGAGAUAUCCACUGCUAUGAGAAAUAAGCUUACAGGAGUGCUGCCUAUCCUAAACCCUGGGGUCCCAGGAGUCCCUCUUCCCAAAGUCGCAGCCCACGUGACCGGUGUCGUCUCCUCCACAGAGCCUCCAGUAGCAGAGGGCUCGCGGAGCAGCAGGGGCUACCUGGGGGAGCGCAUCCGAGCGUGGGAAGGCCAGAGAGGUCUGUCCUUCUUAGAAAAUAUGGAGCUGAAGGGAGGAGAGCUGCUGGUUCCCAGAGCAGGCCUCUAUUACAUCUAUGCACAGACUUACUUCAGACUCUCUUCCGUGGGUGAGACAGAGGUGGAGGCAAAGGGUGAGGCGGGGGACACGAAGGAGGAGGAAGGAGCGCAGCUUCUCCAGUAUAUCUACAAAAAGAUGAGUUCCUAUACAGUUCCCAUCCUGCUGAUGAAAUCAUCCCGGAGCACCUGCUGGCCUCGGGGUCAGGAGCCUGGCCUCUUCUCUCUGCAUCAGGCCGGUACUGCGUUUCUACAGCCUGCCGACCGCCUUUUCAUCACCGUUAGCAAUGCCAGCGCCAUGGAGAUGGACGGGAGAGCCAGCUACUUCGGGGCCUUCCUGGUGGGCUAAAGGGAGAGAAGCUCAUAUAGAGGUGUCCUAGACUGGGCUGAUUUGAAAAAGACAUCGACAGAGGUGGACCCGAAUGUCAGGGGUUUGCUUGAUAAUAUGUCUGAGGGUACGGGACAGCAGAAGAACGGACUGUGAGGAGUGCAAAGGAACUUCUUCAGGGCCGUGAAGCUGCAGGGUUAUGAUCAAACUGAGCUGCAGUGGUAGACUCUCAAUCACCCAAAAUGGCAAGGAGGUAGAGCCAUUUGGUGUGAAUUUACUCCAGAAGUGACAAAAUAAUUGGUCAUAGUUAAACCUGACCCAGGAUAUUAAUUCUGUUUUUAAGGCUGGCAAACAGAAUACAGAGUAAGACGGAGCAACCCCGGAUUAAGUGGUGCUUUCAGAGCACAGCUGUUGUGCUCUCGUGUUUGAAUGACUUCUAUUGAGUUCCAGAGUUGUUUUGCCUGCAGGUCAAACAGUCAACAGUUGAGUUUGCAGGAAAUGACAGUGGUGUUGGACACAUGACACUUUUAUGAAAAAAAUAUGUAUAAAAAAUGCCACGAGACAAGAUUUAAGAUGUUAUUAUGAAUGAAGCGUCUUUUAUGUUUACAGUACAUGUGGUUUAAUGUCUUGAAUGUGUGGUGUGAUACAGAUCUUUGAUGUCCUGUGGCCUUAAAGAGAGGCACUGAUCUGGUAUUAAUGUGAGUUUUUAGUGUUUUCUGACACAUUUACACUUCAGAUAUUCUCUGAUACUUAUGAUGUCAAAUUAGUUCACACGGGACAUUUCUUACUGUUCCCAGGCCCCGUUUUGAACUAAUUUUGGUUGGACUUCAGUGUAAUGCACAACUAUAUAGUCACAUUUUUCAGGGCUAAACAAUAUUUGUACCUUAAGUUUCAAAAGUUUGCUCUUGUUGAUCUGCAAACGCGCAAGUAGUAGUACUUCUCAGUAGCAGUUCUGGAGAUUUCGAUCAUAUUACACGAUCCUCCUCUGCAGUUGGAGCGUACCCAGUCGCCCUGUGGUGAAACUGUUUUUGUCAACUACUGUUUCCAAGGUCAAGAAUAAACUUUCAAACUUCACUUUUGAGCCGAUGCGGAUGAAAAGUCACAUAUAUUUCUCGGCCAACUCCCAUCUGCUGAGGAAGAUUGUGCGAUAUGAUUGAAAACUCAAGAACAACUAAGUUGACCUUGUGGUGAGAAAGUUUUAAUAAUUGUACCAUAUUCUUAAGGAACAUGUCGUCUGUAAAUUACAACUACAAAUAUCCAUCUACUGCUUUGCUAAGUAUGUUUGCACAGUUGUGGUAAAAAUGCCAAAUAAAUUAAAUGUGAAGAUUUUAA
Thunnus maccoyii (southern bluefin tuna) is the source of this 2433-nucleotide messenger RNA. Its product is annotated as tumor necrosis factor ligand superfamily member 10-like. Gene Ontology annotation, cellular component: membrane. Gene Ontology annotation, molecular function: tumor necrosis factor receptor binding. The record is from RefSeq and is a predicted model, not a curated record. Bases 238 to 1122 code for a protein of 294 amino acids. The transcript is spliced from 6 exons. Gene Ontology annotation, biological process: immune response. NCBI's taxonomy places the organism in Eukaryota, Metazoa, Chordata, Actinopteri, Scombriformes, Scombridae.